AUGUCCCCAUUCUAUCUAUCCCUUCUAUUUCUAUCGAUUCCAGCUGUUUCAGUUUCAGCCGGAGACUUGAUAGAAGUUUUCGGAAUUGCAAGAUGUCCGGAUACAUCGAGAUUCGUCAAGAAUCAGCUAGUUCCAUUCUAUGAGAAGUUCAAGUCAAACUUCUCAAGUGACUUUAGACUAGAUUUCCAUGCAGUGCCUACCGGGGGACACGAUGUAAAGGGACAUUAUGUCAACAAAUGUCUUCAUGGAGCUGUAGAGUGUGCUUUGAACAAACUACAAAUGUGCUCCAAGAAGCAUAUCGCUGGAGAUUGGCUGGUUAUAGUAGGAUGUAUCCAGGGUCUGAAAUCAUAUCCCGCUGGUCUCAACUGUCUUCCGGAUACCGAGGAGGGGAAGAAAAUCAAAGAGUGCGCUGAAUCUGAGGAAGGAGAGUACUUGUUGAACGAUGAGAACUCUUAUCGUUAUAAUGUGGCUCCAGGAUCCGCAUGGCUUCCAUGGAUUCAAGUAAACGGGGAACGUAACAAGUACGCCGAGUAUAAUCUAAAAACUGUCGCCUGUGGGUUGAAAUCGAUGAUGGACAAAGAAAUGUGCAAAGAUGAGAAUAAGUAA
Messenger RNA from Caenorhabditis remanei, 606 nucleotides. RefSeq lists its product as uncharacterized. The transcript has 4 exons. The record is from RefSeq and is a predicted model, not a curated record. NCBI's taxonomy places the organism in Eukaryota, Metazoa, Nematoda, Chromadorea, Rhabditida, Rhabditidae. Bases 1 to 606 code for a protein of 201 amino acids. Gene Ontology annotation, molecular function: oxidoreductase activity, acting on a sulfur group of donors, disulfide as acceptor.